CUCACUGCAGAUUCCAAUCCGCUUUUCUCUAAUCCUGCACAAUGCACAAGACUUGUUCACUCUCUCAACUUAACCGGACUUGACAUCUCCUUUUCAUCACACAUUCUCCUCGACACUUGCCCAAAUCCCUUAACGGGUUUUUCCUCCUAUCUCCAUUUCAUUCUAUCCAAACAAAGAACCCAUCAGCUUCAAUUCAUUUUCUCUUCCGAGAAAAUUAUUCUCAGGAUCAAAUUGUUGAUAAAUCUUCGUUAAUGCACAUCCACUCAUGUCCCCAAUACAUUUCGUUAUGGCGUUGAUGAGAGAAUGCAAUAAAAACUCAAUUGAAGGGAGAAAAUUAAGCUACAGACAAAUUCAAAGAAGUGAUUUUCAACAGCAAAUUCAUUGAGCUUUCUUUUUUACCUCCUGCUUCUUCCUCCUUUAGCUUUCUACUCCACCGAGUUUUCUGUUCUUCUUCGCAGCUGUGAUGUGCGUAUUGGUCUCAGAAGAAGCUGAGACUGAGAUGGGAGAGGUAGGAUUUGUAAAAACUUCCACGAAAGUUUUUCGGAGAUUUUCAGUGCGCGUGAACGUAUUAGCAACACGCGCGCAGAAUUCAACCGACAUCCACGUGUCAGCACUCAUGCAAUAAGUGGGAGUUAACAGUGAAGAGCAGCGAGUGGAAUAAGAGGGGAAGAAAGGCCUUUUUUCGGUCAGGGUUUCUAAAUUCUAAUCUCAAUCUGUGCCCUAAUUCCCUCAAAUCUACAAAUCUCUGUAGAGACUAGAGAGAGAGAGGAAACCCAGAGAGAAUCUGGAGUCACGUCAGCUCACGCACACGCAAAUUCUGGAGAGAGAAAAAUGAAAGCAAUGACAGCUAAGGGAAUGUGGCCUUAAAGAGACACUCUCUCUACAACCCCUAUAUUCCUUUUUCUAUUGUUUCCUUACCCUUUUAGGUUUCUCUUAUUCUCCCACUUUUGAAUUUCCACUCGUUCACUGUUCUUUUGAGCUCAAUUUGCUACAUUUCGGUUUUAAAAGUCGAGAUCGGCACCGAAAAGCUUCAAUUGUGUUGCUUUUGCUGGUCUGACCUUGCGUUUUCACAUAAUUUGCGAUAUAUUUCUCGGGGGUUUGUGUGUGAAUUGUCCCUUCUGAUGUUUUAUUUUCAAUCAUUGAACCAAAAACCCGUGAAUUUUUCAGCUGGGCCCCCUUUCUUGUGCUCUAUUUCAGCCAUUUUCCUUCCGUCUGAUGUUGUUUUCUUUAUAUGUGGCUUCAAUUGCUUUAGAUUUCGCCUGAAAAUUUGACAUAUUUCCUUCUGCUUCCCCUCUGUGGAGCUCAUUUUUGUGAUUAAGCCUUGAAUUUGAAGUUUGAGGGUUAAAAGGUUGGUGAGAUAUAAUUGUGGAGGCGGGAACUGGAGAAUUGACAAAAAUGGCAGAUAGGCAUAGGUUGGUUUCAAUUGAGGAAUUGCCAUCGCAUUUGAUUUUGGAGAUCCUGAUGACGGGCAGGCUUUGUGCCGUUGAUCUUGUUUGCUUAGAGUUAACUUCUAAGACUUUUGGAGGGAGCCAUAGUUUAUACCCUCAAAAAUUCAAGUCAAUGGUAGAUUUUGCAGCAUUUCAGCUGUGUGUGUCACAUGGCGUAUAUAAAGGUAUGACACGGGAUGCCCAGAAAGAAUUGUUUGAUCGUUGUGGAGGAAAUUGGAAGCGGGUUUUGAGGUUCUUGCAGGCUGUGGAGGAAUCAUCUGGCAUGGUCGAGACUUCAGCAGGCAAUCAGAUGCAGAUUACAACUGGAAGGUAUCACACGUUGUUGAUCAGCAAUUCAUCUGUGUAUUCUUGUGGUUCCAGUUUGUGUGGUGUUCUUGGGCAUGGUCCUGAAACAACACAAUGUGUAGCAUUCACCAGGAUUAGUUUCCCAUCUUUGGCUCAUGUGGUUCAAGUCUCAGCCUCUCACAAUCAUGCUGCAUUUGUUUUGGAUUCUGGAAAGGUUUUCACCUGUGGAGAUAAUUCAUCAUUUUGCUGUGGUCAUCGAGAUACAAGCCGCCCCAUAUUUAGGCCUAGGCUUGUUGAGGCAUUGAAGGGAGUUGCUUGUAAGCAGGUUGCUGCUGGACUUAACUUUACUUUGUUCCUUACAAGACAAGGCCAUGUGUACAGUUGUGGGACCAAUACUCAUGGGCAGCUUGGUCAUGGUGACACAGUGGACAGACCAACACCCAAAAUCAUUGAGUCACUUGAAGGAGUUGGCUCUAUUGUUCAGAUAGCAGCUGGUCCGAGUUAUGUCUUAGCUGUUACUGAUAAUGGGGCAGUUUACUCUUUUGGUUCUGGUUCUAACUUUUGUCUUGGUCAUGGAGAGCAGCAUAAUGAGUUCCUGCCUCGUGCAAUUCAGACCUUUAGGAGAAAAGGCAUUCACGUAGUUCGUGUGUCUUCUGGAGAUGAACAUGCUGUGGCACUUGAUUCUAGUGGAUAUGUUUAUACGUGGGGAAAAGGUUACUGUGGUGCAUUAGGCCAUGGAGAUGAGAUUGAUAAAACUCUUCCAGAACCCUUGAACAGCCUUAAGAGCCACCUUGCUGUUCAGGUUUGUGCAAGGAAAAGGAAAACAUUUGUUCUGGUUGACGGUGGUCAUGUUUAUGGCUUUGGUUGGAUGGGGUUUGGUAGUCUCGGUUUUCCUGACAGGGGAGUAUCUGAUAAAGUGAUGAAACCUCGAAUCCUUGAUAGCUUAAGAGCACAUCGUGUUUCUCAGAUAAGCACAGGUCUAUAUCACACUGUUGCAGUCACUAGUCAGGGCCAGAUAUUUGGAUUCGGAGAUAAUGAAAGAGCACAGCUUGGGCAUGACACUUUACGAGCAUGUCUUGAACCAACUGAAAUUUUUGUUCCAGAAUUCGUGGGUGAUACAAGCCUUGCAUCUGAAAAUUAAUAAUUGUCUGAUAUUAUUACUUUAAAUGGUCAUGUGAGAAUAGAAAUUUUUUGGUGUCAAUGAAUUAUAUAAGAUGUAACACGAGUAGAGGAUAAGUCGAUGUUUUUAUUAAAGUUCAUACUUUGUGUGUUGCGAAGAUGCUAGGAUUCCUAUGGCUGCAAGUUAAAUGUAUUCUCUCUUUCCAUCUUCUUGUCGUCUCAAUAUAUAUUUCUUGGCUGUUUGUUUUA
Molecule: messenger RNA, 3101 nt
Organism: Manihot esculenta (cassava)
Lineage: Eukaryota; Viridiplantae; Streptophyta; Magnoliopsida; Malpighiales; Euphorbiaceae
Product: ultraviolet-B receptor UVR8
Exons: 7
Coding region: 1396-2874 (492 amino acids)
Source: RefSeq, a predicted model, not a curated record